Molecule: messenger RNA, 925 nt
Organism: Oryza sativa Japonica Group (Japanese rice)
Lineage: Eukaryota; Viridiplantae; Streptophyta; Magnoliopsida; Poales; Poaceae
Product: probable peroxygenase 5
Molecular function (GO): calcium ion binding; monooxygenase activity
Source: RefSeq, a predicted model, not a curated record
ACUCAUAGAUAGGCUGUUGGAGACGGAAUUGGCUAAUUAUAGGUUGUAUUUGGGCGAGUUUAUUUGGCCCGCAAACGAAUCGACCAAAGCUUUGCAUAGGAAAUUUUUGCCGAUCGUCGGAGAGUACAAACGAGGCGCGCGCACGCAGCACCAGAGGCGAGUGACCCAACAACAAAUGGAGGUUCGUCGACGAUGGUCGUCUCCGGCGACGGCUGCGGCCAUGGCUCUCGUCCUGUUCGCCUCGUCGUCCUCCUGGAGCCCGGCGGCGGCGGCGGCGGUUGGCGCUGCGACGGAACUGCAGAAGCACGUGGCGUUCUUCGACAGCAACCACGACGGCAUCAUCUCCUUCUCCGAGACGUACGAAGGGUUCCGUGCGCUCGGAUUUGGAGUUGUUACCUCCAGAUUCAGCGCGACCGUAAUCAAUGGCGCCCUCGGUACCAAGACCAGACCUGAAAAUGCAACAGCAUCACGGUUUUCUAUCUAUAUAGAGAACAUCCACAAAGGGGUCCAUGGAAGUGAUACUGGCGCAUUCGAUUCAGAAGGAAGGUUUGUCAAUGAAAAGUUCGAUGAGAUAUUUACCAAGCAUGCAAAAACUGUACCCGAUGGCCUGACAGCAGCCGAACUGGACGAGAUGCUUCGUGCAAACAGAGAACCCAAGGACUACAAAGGAUGGGUCGGAGCAUCGACGGAGUGGGAGACGACGUUCAAGCUCGGGAAGGACAAGGAUGGUUUCCUUCGCAAGGACACUGUCAGAACUGUCUACGAUGGGAGCUUCUUCAGUAAAGUGGCGUCGAAGAAGAAGGGUCCCUCUGCAAACCAAGCAUGAUUGGGAUUUUGGAAGGAAAAAUGUACUAAAUUGAUAGAACAUGUCAAGGCAUCCCUAAAAUGAAUGGUCCAUAUAUAUUUACCCAGGAAAUGUUCCAAA